Miniopterus natalensis is the source of this 1250-nucleotide messenger RNA. The record is from RefSeq and is a predicted model, not a curated record. Lineage: Eukaryota; Metazoa; Chordata; Mammalia; Chiroptera; Miniopteridae.
AUGAAUCAUCUUUUGGCCCGACUGCCCGGCCGCCUGACCCUCGCCCGCGUUCCCGGAGCUCCUCUGACAUCUCCGUCCUGGCCCCGGGGUGCCCAGAGGGUUCACCCACGGUGGGGACACCGAGAGGAGGGCCCGCGCCCAGCUCCGCACCUAGUCGGGCUCCUGCCCUCUCGCCCCCCAGAUCCCGACUGGGCCUCCUACAAGCUGGGCAUCUUCAUCUGUCUGAACUGCUCCGGCGUCCACCGCAACUUCCCGGACAUCAGCAAAGUGAAGUCCGUGAGGCUGGACUUCUGGGACGACAGUAUAGUGGAGUUUAUGACCCACAACGGGAACCUCCGUGCGAAGGCCAAGUACGAAGCCAGAGUCCCUGCUUUCUACUACAUCCCCCAGGCCGGCGACUGCCUGGUCUUAAAGGAACAGUGGAUUAGAGCUAAGUAUGAGAGACAGGAAUUUACGGCCGAUGGGAAAACCAUCUCACCCUCAGGUAACCGAGAAGGGCUCCUGUGGAAGCGGGGGAGGGACAACGCGCAGUUCCUGAGAAGGAGAUUUGUCCUGUUGGCGAGGGAAGGCCUUCUGAAGUACUACACUAAAGAAGAGGGUAAAAGCCCCAAAGCUGUCAUCAACAUCAAGGACUUGAAUGCCACCUUCCAGACGGAGAAGAUAGGGAACCCCCACGGGCUGCAGAUCACCUACCAGAAAGAGGGCCACAUCCGGAACCUGUUUGUGUAUCACGAAAGUGGCAAGGAGAUAGUGGACUGGUUCAAUGCCCUCCGUGCAGCCCGUCUGCAGUACCUAAAGACAGCCUUUCCUGAGCUCCCAGAGUCUGAGCUCGUGCCCCUCAUCACGAGGAACUACCUCAAACAAGGCUUCAUGGAAAAGACUGGUCCGAAGCAGAGAGAACCUUUCAAGAAAAGGUGGUUCGCCCUGGACCCCCAGGAACAGAGGCUGCUCUAUUACAAGAGCCCACUGGAUGCCUUUGAGCUGGGCCAGGUGUUUCUCGGGAGCCAGGAGCAGGGGUACGAGGUGUGUGAAGACCUGCCCAAGGGCGUCCGAGGGAGUCGCUGGAAAGCUGGCCUCACCAUCGUCACCCCCGAUCGCAGAUUCCUCUUCACCUGCCCCAGCGAGAAGGAGCAGGGCGAGUGGCUGGAGAGUUUUCGGGACGUGCUCUCCCGUCCCUUGACGGCCCUCCACCUCCUCACUACAUCAAAAGAGAGUGGCCACAGCAGCAGGUGACCCACUGGUGGAGGAGC